GCCCAGAUGCUUUCCAGCAGGAAGUCCACCUGUUUGUACUUAACACGAUUCUUUAUCCGUCCCUGUCCUCUGUCUCAGGAAUGGUCCAGAAGUUGGACCAGAAGCUCCCGGUGGCCAACGAGUAUCUCCUCCUGUCGGGAGGCGUUCGGGAGGGUGUGGUGGACAUGGACCUGGACGAGCUUAGCGUCUACGCCCGUGGCACAGACUAUGAUAUGGACUUCACUCUGCUGGUCCCUGCCCUCAAACUCCACGACCGCAACCAGCCGGUGACCCUGGACAUGAGGCACUCGGCCCUUGGUCACUCCUGGCUCAGCCUCCGCCUCUUCGAUGAAGGAACCAUUAACAAGUGGAAGGACUGCUGCACCAUCGUCGACCACAUCAACGGGACCACCAACUACUUCUUUUCUCCGACUCUGGUUGCAGACUGGUUCUACCAGUCCAUCUCCCUGGUGUUGCUGGAGGUGCAGAAGAAGCCGCAGAGAGGGAUGCCACGAGUGGAGAAGGUGGAGAGGUACGGCACCAUCAUCUCUGUCAUCCUGGGCGUUGGGAGCAGCCGGAUGCUGUAUGACAUCGUCCCGGUGGUGUCGUUCAAAGGCUGGCCGGCUGUAGCUCAGAGCUGGCUGAUGGAGAACCACUUCUGGGAUGGGAAGAUCACGGAGGAGGAGGUGAUCAGCGGCUUCUACCUCGUCCCCGCCUGCUCCUACAAAGGCCGCAAAGAGAACGAGUGGCGCUUGUCGUUCGCCCGCAGCGAGGUGCAGCUGAAGAAGUGCAUCUCGUCCAGCCUGAUGCAGGCGUACCAGGCCUGUAAAGCCAUCAUCAUCAAGCUGCUGUCUCGCCCCAAAGCCAUCAGCCCCUACCACCUCCGCAGCAUCAUGCUGUGGGCCUGCGACCGUCUUCCCGCCAACUACCUGGCACAGGACGACUUCUCUGCCCACUUCCUGCUCGGCCUGAUUGACGACCUGCAGCACUGCCUCGUCAACAAGAUGUGUCCCAAUUACUUCAUCCCUCAGUGCAACAUGCUGGAGCAUCUGUCGGAUGAGACGGCCAUGCUUCAUGCCCGCAAACUCUCCUCUGUGCGCUCCGACCCGGCCGAGCACCUCCGCACCACCAUUGAACACGCCAAGGCCGCCAACAGGUUGACGGUGGAACUGCAGUGGCGGGGCAGCUCCAACAACCUGCCGUCGCCGCAGUCCGACGCGGGCGGGGAGAACCAACCCGACGACCGCCUGGCCAAGAAGCUUCAGCAGCUGGUCACAGAGAAUCCUGGGAAAUCCAUCUCGGUCUUCAUCAACCCAGAUGAUGUCACACGGCCGCACUUCCGCAUCGAUGACAAAUUCUUCUGAGGAAUGCUCUCCCGGGCCUGCUCCUCCUCUUCGUCCUCUUCCUCUUACACCUCCUCCUCUUUCUCUGCCUUCUCUCUGAUCGCCUGGUGCCCCACCUCCUCUGAAACUUUAUUUUCUACAUUUGUUUAUGUUUCUCUGCCACAGAGUGAAGUGAGGUGAUCGUCUCGUUGUGUCUGCCACAGUUUUUAACUCUUAUUUUUCUAUUCCCUCUCCCUGGUCCCUCCUCGUUCACUGUGUGCCCUGUGUUUUCUGAACCUGCUGAAUGCCUUUAAAUAGAAUAGCAGCAGGUUGUUUUGAAACUGAUGGACGAGGUGAAAAUCAACCUUCAGAUGGAAUUCUUCUUCCUAUGCUGCGUUAGUUCAAUGUAUUUAUCAGGGAUUCCGGAGACGAGACGGAACCACCUCCUCCUGAAAACAGCACAGAGAGUCAGGUGAAAUAAUCAAACCACACAAACGAACAUCCACCUUAAACAGGAAGUAACCACCGCCCAGUCAUAACCACUGAAUUAACUACAUCUCUCUUCAAACCUUUAUUCUUUCGAGAGGUUGAACUGAUGCAAGAAACGCAAAAGAUGAAUAUUUCAAUAUUUUGUAAAAAGGUAUUAUAACAACAUUACGGGUACCGUCUCAGAAUCAGUGCUAACGAUGAGUUUUGUUUGAAGGUGGAUUUUCUCCCUCUGACGAAUGUCUUAGUCCCGCCUCGGGAUGAUGGUACUAACGUAACUAACUGUAAAUAGAAGAGAACUGACUGAACUCAUGUCGACAGAUGAUGAAGACGAUGAUGAAGAUGAUGAUGAUGUGUGGACUACUCUUUAUUUAACUUUGCACAGAAUGUAUAAAAAACACUUUUCCUCUCGAUGGUGGACGUUGUGUUCAUCCUGAUUCUAGGAUGAUGUUUCAUAUCAUUAGUCAGGUGACACUUUACACCACUGACACUCCGUUUAACGUGUUUAUUAACGUGUUAAUUAACUGGAGGAACAGCAGCGAGUACACAGUGAUAUUACAUUAAUACGUCUUCAGGGUGAUGUGGGCUCCGAUGUGCAGAUUCCUCCCCCUGGAGUCAGUCGAGUGUCAUGACUCAAACAGAAAUUAAUCUGUAGAGGAUUUAAACGAUGGAAGUUAACGGAACGUGAUAAAACACAACACGAGCUGCAAACACACAGUUUAACAAAGAGACUGAAAGUACAACAGUAUUUGUGUGUUUGUGUGUUUUCUUCAGUUGCAGUUCUCAAACGAACCUUUUUCAGCUGGUACUGUUCAGUGAGGCCCCACCCCCGCUCCUCCAAACAUGGUUACUUCUGGUAAAAACCAAGAUGGCGCUGGACUAAAUGUCGAACUGAGGCUUCAGAG
Molecule: messenger RNA, 2692 nt
Organism: Paralichthys olivaceus (Japanese flounder)
Lineage: Eukaryota; Metazoa; Chordata; Actinopteri; Pleuronectiformes; Paralichthyidae
Source: RefSeq, a predicted model, not a curated record